AUGAAGAUUCAUGGAGAAUCCACCCCAGUUCCUAAACAGUGGAAUAAAUACAUCUCAAAUGUGAAGAAUAAAGUAAGCCUUUGUGCGUUUCUGACAGAAAGCUUCUGUGAAAUUGGAAAACGUCAGCUUCAGCCAAACAAGCAACUUGUCAUUGGAGGAGGAAUGAGGGACGGAGACCUUGCACUAUCGGUCAGGAAUGGUCAAAGUCUUACCGUUCCAACUUUAGUAUCAGAUCAUGAGGCAGACAUGAGAAUCAUAAUGCAUGCAAAGCAUGCUUGUGAAGAUGGUCAGGAUUGUAGUACAGUCCCGACACUGACGUUCUGCUUCUCUGCGUGUCACAUUAUCGUGAAAUUGGAUGCCAGCAUGCAACUUAGAGCUUACCAAUUCCAAAUGCUCUAA
This is a messenger RNA of Paramuricea clavata, 399 nucleotides long. Lineage: Eukaryota; Metazoa; Cnidaria; Anthozoa; Malacalcyonacea; Plexauridae. The record is from the annotation of a GenBank genome assembly.